ACUUACUGAAAUCACUGUUUAUAUCAUAUACUACUUUUAAAUAAAUCUGUGCACUUUAGACUUUAUAUCGUUAUACACAGUUUACGCACUGAAAUUAAAGUAGCUUUAACUCAAUCACACAACAUGGCGCCAAAGAAAAAGGGGAAGAAACGUCAGGACGACGAUGACUGGGAGAGCGAAGUCCUUGGUGCGAAAAUAGGUCCCGAUGGUCUGCCAAUUGUAGAGGUUAGUGACAAUGACGAUGCCGCCCCUGCACCCGUAGCUGCGGCACCAUCGAAGAAGAACAAGAAGAAAGGCAAGAAAGCCAAAAACGAGCCUGUCAAUGCAUUUUCCAUGCUCAACGCUGGCAUGGAUGAAGAUGUAGACUCGGGCAACGAAUCCGCCAAGGCGCAAGACCCUCCCAGUGAAGGCGAGGCACCUGCUGCGCCAGAGCCGGUGAUGCCUAAGGAAGCACCCGUGGCUUCGUUCGAUAGCGAGGACGAUGAAUAUGUCAAGGCUGCGCCAAAGUCCAAGAAGGACAAGAAGAAAAAGAAGAAGCAGAACAAACAGGAAGACGAAGAUCUCGAGAAGCUUCUGGCCGCACUCACAGGCGAAGGCGCCAGUGAUGGGGAAGCUGCCCCUGCCGCAGAACCUGCGGCAGUGAAGCCUGGGACAGGGAACGAUGGGGGUGACGACCAAGAGGAAGGGGGUAGUGGGGUGAAGACUAAGGCACAUAAGAAAGCCGAGAAAAAGGCGAGGCAGAAGGCUGAUGCUCAGAGGAAGAAGGAACUCGCCGCACAAGGCGGUGCUGAGCCAGAGGACACGCCAGACGCACCCGAAGAGGAGGCCCCUACUGCACCCGAGCCCACAGCCGCUGCAGGUAAAGGCAAGAAGGGCAAGAAGGGGCCAUCUGCCGCCGUCAGGGCUAUGCAGGAACAACAAGCCGCACUCAAGGCAGAGGAGGAAAGGAUUGCGAAUGAAAUGAAGAGACUGGAGGAAGCGGAAAACGAGCGCAUCCGAAAGAUCGAAGAGGCCGAGGCGGUGGCUAUGGCGAAGAAAGAGGCCAAGAAAAUAAAGGAGAACGAGCGAAAGGAACGGCUCAGGAAAGAGGGCAAGUUGCUGAGUAAAGCUCAGAAGGAAGCCCAGGCAAAGAAUGCGGCGUACCUGGCAACACUCAAAGCAGAGGGAAUGCUGCCGGUGGAUGCAGGAGAAGAGCCUGAGCAAAAGAAGAAGGUGGUGUACCAGAAGAAGAAGAAGAACCCGCAACAGGUAGCCGCCGCCAAAGCAGAAGCCGAGGCGAAGGCCGAAGCUGAGGCGAAAGCGGCCGAAGAGGCCGAGGCAGAGGAAAAGGCUCGGGAGCGCAAGGAUAGUGUCAAGGAUACCUGGGACGCUAGCAGUGAUGAGGACUCGCAGGAAGAGUCCGACGAUGAAGAUGCCAAGGAAGAUUGGGAGGCAAGUAGCAGUGAAGAGGAGGACGAACCACAGAGCACUAAGGCUAAACCUGCACCGGCCACAGUCAAGGCCCCUGCCAAGAAGGUCAAAGAAAUAUCCGAAAGCGACGACAAUGACAGUGACGAUAGUGACGACGACAGUGACGAUGACAGCAGUGACUAUAGCGACAGCGACAGCGACAGUGAUGCCGGCAAGGGUAAAGAUAAAGUAGACAUGAAGAUGAUCGAGAAGAGAAUAGAUCUCAGGAAUGAGGAGGCCCGCAAGAACGCGUUGGCAAAUGAGCUACGUUCACCAAUCAUUUGUGUACUCGGUCAUGUCGACACCGGAAAGACCAAGAUUCUAGAUCACAUCCGUAAAUCAAACGUUCAGACUGGAGAGGCCGGCGGUAUCACGCAGCAAAUCGGGGCUACGUUCGUGCCUAUCCAGACUGUGAAAGACCGAACCGAAUGCCUCAACCAGAAGGGCAAGCUAGAGCUCAAUGUGCCUGGACUGCUCAUCAUCGACACACCGGGUCACGAGUCCUUCUCCAACCUGCGAUCGCGCGGAUCGUCCCUGUGCGAUCUGUCAAUUCUGGUGAUCGAUCUCAUGCACGGUUUGGAGCCACAGACCAUCGAGUCGAUUAAACUGCUGAAGAAGGGUAAGACCCCGUUCGUGGUGGCGUUGAACAAAAUCGAUCGUCUCUACGGCUGGGUCGCCCAUGACAACCUGAACUUCACGGCGACAAUGAAAAAGCAGACUGAGAAUGUGAAGAUCGAGUUCAAAGACCGAUGUAAUCAGAUCCUCGGGCAACUGGCUGAGCAGGGUUUGAAUGCAUGUCUAUACCAUGAAAACAAAGACAUUAGAAAAACGGUGUCCGUUGUUCCCACAAGCGCCCACACCGGUGAGGGUAUCCCAGAUCUGAUGAUGUUGGUCGUACAACUGACACAAAGGAUGAUGGCUGAGCGGUUGGCCUUUGUAGACAUCCUGCAGUGUACCGUUCUGGAGGUCAAGGUGUUACUGGGACUGGGCACUACCAUCGAUGUCAUCUUGUCACAGGGAAAGCUCAGGGAAGGCGAUCAAAUAGUUGUGAGUGGUCUCGAUGGCCCCAUCACAAGUCAGCUACAACACGACCCAACCUACGCAGUCAUUUUGGCCUUCGAUGUCAAAGUGGACAAGGACGCACAAGACAUGUGCAAGGAGAUGGGCGUGACUCUCUUUACGGCCGAUAUCAUAUACCAUCUGUUUGAUAACUUCACUGCCCACCUUGCGGCUAUCAAGGCGAAAAAGAAGGAAGAGAACGCACACUUGGCCUGGUUCCCAUGCCACUUUGUCAUCAAACCAGAGUUUGUCAUCAACAAGCGUGACCCGAUCAUUGUGGGUGUGGAUAUCUUAGAGGGACGACUGACGGUGGGUGUGCCGGUGUGUGUACCAUCCAAAGACGGUCUGAUCCUGGGCACAGUGCAGUCUAUUGAGAUCAACAACAAGGAACUCCACGAGGCAAAGGUGGGUCAGUCCGUGGCCAUUAAAAUCGCUAACUUCGGGUCGGAGGCACCGAAGAUGUAUGGGCGUCAGUUUGAUUCGACCGACGCUAUAUACACCCGACUGACGAGAAAGACGAUUGAGGUGUUGAAGGAGCACUUCAGGGAUGAGAUGACCAAGCAGGAUUGGAGGCUGAUCGUACGGAUGAAAACGCUGUUCAACAUCAUGUAAAUGGCAAGCGACUCUGCGGUGUUCUUGGCCAGUAUUUAGUUUGGCGCGCGUAACUAGUGCGUGGCUAUAAUUGGGGCAAGUUUAGUGCAGGUGGACGGUACUUCCUCUGGUUGACACGUGGUGUCGGUCCAGAGCGGCCGAUAUCAGUAUCUGCAACGGAAGCGCUGAAUAAAUGAUGUACGAAUAUUGCUCACGG
This is a messenger RNA of Sphaeroforma arctica JP610, 3316 nucleotides long. RefSeq lists its product as hypothetical. The transcript is spliced from 22 exons. Gene Ontology annotation, molecular function: GTP binding; GTPase activity; translation initiation factor activity. Lineage: Eukaryota; Ichthyosporea; Ichthyophonida. Bases 124 to 3120 code for a protein of 998 amino acids. The record is from RefSeq and is a predicted model, not a curated record.